CGACCAUCAAGCAUGGAAGCUGUUGAAGCAUUCAUGAUUCAACAUUACCAUGUCGCGCACUUGGAACCUCCGCAUCAAGCAACUUGACGUAGCCAUGGAAGGGAGAGCACAAGCGCAGAAGAGGCGGUCAUCCUUGCACACCAUGGAUGCAGAAAGCUUGGAAACGGCUGGCGCGGCACCCACACAGGCUUACUUGGAGCAGCCCUCUUCACAUGUAUCGGAGCGUGCAGAUCAGCUCGGCAGUACUGAUGAUGGGAGGAAGUUGUCUGCUCCGAAAGCGGCAGCAAUAGUGCGGCGCCCGCCAUCUUCAGCAGGUGCUAUGCUGGAUAUCUCCACCUUCCUGCGCUCCAUCCAAGCGGGCGUCACAAUCCAACAAGAUCGAGCGUCGGCUCCUUGGAGCGACAAGAAAGCAGCUAGCAGCAAUGCGACUGCAAUGCCAGCGCUGCCUAUCAGUGCCACGCGCGACCUCAUCUCUGCGCAAAUCGAGAAUGUCCAAAACUCAAUGCGCGGGACGAUCCAACAGCGCCUGGAGGAGUUCCGCAGGCAGGCGCAUCAGGCAAAGGCUUUGCCGCUUCGGAUUGAAGAGCUGCAAUCACGUGUGCUCGAGGUCAGAAGCAAGAUUCGACAGCAAGGAUUGAGAGCUGGCAUGGAACAAAUCCCAGAUGGAGAAAUCGCGCUGUCCGAAAAGACAACGCAAGCGGCGACCAGACAUGCCGCGGUCCUCAACAAAGUGCAACAGAGUCGGUCCCUCAUGCAGCUUGCUGAGCGUCUCCUCCCUGCUCUAGAAGCAACCGAAGCCAUCGAACUCGACCUCGCGCAUGGACGGUUACAUCAAGCGCAUACAUCCUCCUUGCCGCGUGCGAAGGAAGCACUGAAGCUGGUCACUUCUUCCAUUGGAGUGUCUGGAACCGGUGAUGAGCAAAAGAAGGCAGACGCCGAUUGGUCAUGGCUUAUGGAUCCGGCACCGAAAGGGUUGCGCGAGGCCCGUGUGCUCCGAGGCAGAGUGAUACUCGCGGAGGAAACGGCCGAGGCGCUGCUGCAUGAGGCGUGGGCACGAGCUGUGCAGAUCCGCAAAGGCGGUGUGGAGGUAUUUCGCUCCGUUCACGCUGCUUGGGUCAGUGGAGCGGCUCCGGCGCAAGAAUCACCCCAGCAGGAAGAAGGGACUACCCUCAGAACCCUUCUGUUGCUGCUAGAAAGCAAGAAUCAGCUGGAUGGAAAACUUUCUGCUCUGAUCGAAGAGCUCCGCAGCAAAAUUCUUCACGAUCUAGAGCCAACCUUGCCCUUGUCCUCGACAACGUUGUCUUCUUUGGCAAGCGUAGCGGGUACUCACCCUGAAGCCUCGGAAGACUUGAAGGUGAACGGUAGCAACGCGGUGACCUUCGCGAUGAAUCUUUCCACUCGGUCCCCAGCGGAGCUAGCGCAUCAACUUGUCUCCCUGGUCAUCUUCCUGACCUCUCCAACAGGUAGUCCACUCGCAGAGGAAUGCAAUGACUGGGCAGUGUCACAACGCGUCUCAGGUUUCAGAGCGCAAGUCAUUAACGUCACCAUGCCCAUCAUCGCUCAGCUGCUGGAACGCGCCCUUCCGACUACGCUCUCAGCCGAAGAGUUGCAGAAGAGCCUUCAGUCUGUCGAACAAGUCGCACAGACCGCUCUGGAAUUGUUCGACCAGCUGAUCGACGCAGGGUUUUCCAACAAGUGCGGACGCACGGGAGACUUGGAUGAAGCGCCUGCCAACAACAUCGAUGACGACGACGACGACCCCUCCAACCCCCAUAUUCUCUUGCGCUUCGCCAAGCACGCCAAACAAAGGUACUUCAAGCGUGCUCUGCAAGUAGCGCUACACGAAGUGCGUGAAAAGCUACUGGAAGACAACUGGGCAGUUACGCAAGUGGUCGAAUUGCGGCAUUCCAUCCCAAUUCCUGUGCUCCAGAAGGAGCCAGAGCCAUAUACGCCAUUCGUGAACGCCUCAGAAGAGACGCCUACCCCUCCUUCUGGGUUGAGCUCUACCACGCUAGGGUUGGAGCCUGCACAAGUUGCCGCCGCCAACAAGCAGGGGCGGCCGAGCGCCUUGCAGCCGGCCCCGACUGCGCUUAUUGGACGUGUAGCCGCAACGGCGACGAGCAGGAUGAAAUCGAGCUCGGACGAUGGUGCCGCUGCAGCAGCAAUAGCAGCUGGUGCAAGCAAGAAACCGAAAGGAAAAGCGGCACUCGGAGCAGCGCGCAUCGUCAAGCCGAAGGACCAGCUGGGCAGUGGGCCGUGGGAUCUUGAUGGAUCAGGCCUGGACGACCUGGUCCGCCCCGCGGCAGAGGUUGCGAGUCAGACACCAGUUGUUCCAGAUGCAGCAGAAGAUGAUGCCUGGGACCUGGACGAAGGCGUACCUGUCCUUGCCCAGGUGUUUUCGCCUUCGCCUGUUCACCAUUCGAAUUCAGCUUCAAGUGGCCAGGAGCACCCCGCUGCCGCAAAUGACGAAGAUGAUGCGUGGUUCGGCGACGACGAUGCAGUACCCGAACCCACAACUGCUUUGGCACCGGUUUCGGCAAGCGCUGCUGCUGCGACGCAUACCACCCCUAACGCCAGCUUCGACGAGGCGGAGAUUGACGAUGGUGCCUGGGGCUUGAGCGAAGAAGAGAUCGCAGCGAAGCGCGCUAGCAGGCUGGGCAUUCCUACAGGCUUUGAUUUGCAAGCAUUUGCCAAGCAGGAAGGUCUACCAUCCCUUUUGCAGGAACCAAGGCCAGCAUCAGAGCCAACACCACCGCCCGAAAUAGGGGCGCAGUCCGAAAAUGACCCAGCGCCACCCAGCACCACGCCAUCACUGCAAGCCGCCUCGGUGUACUCCACUUCUCGGCCGUCGCUCGAACUCAUGCAAGAAGAGGAAAUCGAUGAUGAUGCGUGGGGUUUGAGCUCGGAAGAGAUCGCGGCAAGGCGGGCGAGCAGAAUAGGCUUGGCGGUAGGCUUGGACUUUAGCAAAGUGCAACAGACGCCAGUUCUAAACGUGUGGCAGGAGGAUGUGGAUGCUCCCUCUGAAGUGCAAAGCUCUUACCCUGCUCCGGCAGCCGACCCUGCCGAGGACAGAGUACCAUCGUCUGCGGUACAUCCCCAUGCUGAGAAAGAAGACAUUGAUGAUGACGCCUGGGGUCUCAGUGAAGAAGAAAUCGCCAAGAGGGCGAGUAUGCUGGGGCAACCGAUUGGCUUCGACAUCAAUAAAUUCGCCAAGACGGAAGGCCUGCAACGUAUUGCAGAACAGGAUGCGUCGGAAGCUCAGCGUGCCGUGGCACCUACAACGCGAACUACUGGCCAAGGGACUGCAGAAAAUGCGAUCUCAGAUUCGAUACCGCCAGCAUUGUCAGCAUCGGGUUCGCACGCUCUAGCCGAGGAACCCCUCCAUGAAUCUUUAGCCGAAUCACUAGCUGCGUCGGCACCACAGCCUGUGCAACCCGCAGAUCCAGAAAAUGUUGACGAAGACGAUAUUGAUGAUGACGCCUGGGGACUGAGCGCUGCGGAGAUUGCGGCGAAACGUGCAAGCAUGCUUGGAAUGCCGGCUGACUUCGACAUCAAGGCCGUGCAUGAACAGCAACUUCAAAGUAUUACAACGCCGCCUUCCGCAGUGAUAUUGGAACCCACCAUCGCAACACUGAGUGCCUCUUCUCUCGUGAUUGAGAGUGGCAAGCUUGGCUUUCACAACGAUGAUGCAUGGGAUCUCAGCGCUGCAGAGGCGGUUGCGAAAAAGGAAAGCCAAAUCCUACCUCUGCAAGAGCUAGGCCCCAGUGCUGGCAAUGCUCCCGAUCAGAUCCAGCAUGCUCAACCUAACGACACUGAUCUUGGAGCUACAGCCCUUGCAGCGACCCAUGCUGCUUCACGUCAGGCGGAGGAGCUCUCGGGCGAACAAAAUGGAGCACGCACUGCAUCCAGUACGGACGCGAUUGAGCAAAUUGUGCCGGUUGCAGAACCUCGGAGUGAGGCUUCAGCCGUACACUCGGCGCCAGCGACGGAACCCCAAGCGGAGGCUGGCGUGGCUGAUGCACCUGCUGCUGCUUCGAGCGCGGGUCCUGAUGUCGAAGUUGGGAUUGUAGAUGCAUUGGCAGAGUACUCGCGGGAUAAUUUUUCGUCUCUGGACGAUAAGCCGCAAGACGCGCAGUUCGACGUCACAAGCGCUCCCGUAUUCCCUGUGAUCAAUAGAUCGGCACCGGACGAAGCCACCUCCGCUAUUUCAGCAGACUCCCACGAUGGACACCUUCGCAACAAAACGCGAGCUGUCGCCGCCUCUGCUUCAAUCAAACCUACUCCUCCAAAGGCUUUGCACACAGAUGCUCAAAUGGAGGACACAAAGCCACUGCAGCGUGAACCUCUCAUCGACCAGGGGGGCUCAGCGCCUGCGACCAUCCCCAGGCGCCAAGUUAUCCAUGAGCACCAGGGUAGAGAAUCGGGUGAGGCAGCCUCACGGUCGGUGACGCCGCCGGUGCAGCCGGCGGAUGUUGACAAUGACGCUUGGGAUGUCGCUCCUCCGUUAGCUCCGACUGCUGAACCUGGCACCCCUUUGGCGAAGGACAACGACAUGCAUGGAUCUUCACCACUUCAACAGUCCGCUCCCAAUGGACAACGCAGCAGCAACCAGAGCGCUUCGGUGCGCGCGCUUGAGUCGCUCCCUGUUGAGGAGGACGAUACGGAGGCUUGGGGCUGGGAUGACGAUGCGGAUGCGCCACACGGCGGCGCCGAAGCGGCUCACACCACAGAGGACCCGUCGGUGAUUGCGGAAAAGUGCUCCGUGUCACAGCGGACGAUUGAUUUGCUUCAGCAUGUUGAAAGCCUGCUUGAGCUCGUUGGCUUCAUCGCAGACGAGCUGUCUGCACAGAGUUGGAAAACAAGGCCUGCGGACAUGCUCUUAGAAGCAGCACUUGAUGAGAUCGAUCUGCAUAAUGGCAUCAUGCCCUCAACGCAUUCAGAAGUUCUCACUUCGGUUCCAUCUCUUGCGAUUCAAUUCGCGAACGACUGCUCCUUCAUUGCGCAGCAGCUGCAAAUUCUGCACGAGAAGAUCACCGUGGACCUGCAGGAGAAGGCGAGUGCAGAAUUCCACAAGCGCGCCGCUCUCACCAAUUUGCUCGGGAAACAGUGUUUCGAAGCGCAAAUGGUUGCACAGGAAACGAUCCUCGAGCAAAGCCUGGCCGAGGCCGAUGGCUUCAGUGGCACGAAUGACCCAUCACGAUAUGCACUUGCAGAGCGGGCGGUCAAGCAGGUCCUGCACGUACUGAGGACGCUUGCGGCCACUUGGUCCCGAAUCAUGACACGGACCGCUUUCCUUGCCGCCAUGGGUCGACUCAUCGACGGUGUGCUUUUACGCCUGCUGGAGUACAUUGAAGACCUUGAGGAUAUUUCUGAGGUGGAGAGCGAUAAGCUUGCCGUCCUCUGCAAGAUGUUUGGCCCCUUGGAGGAGAUCUUUGUCGACGAGAGCACCCAGCAAACGAGUGUCGCGCUGUUCGUACCAUCUUGGUUCAAAGCGUCAUACCUGUCGGAGAUUUUGACAGGUUCGCUGGUGGAUAUCGAGUUCCUCUUCUUUGAAGCAGGCGCCCUUGUUGAUUACUCCAAGGCGGAGCUGUCGAAGCUUAUCAAAGCGCUGUUUUCUGACUCGUCCAACCGUGCCAAGUUGCUGCAUCACAUCGAAGUGGCAUGAGGGCACAUGUAUUACAAUGCAGGCUGUGCUGCAGCGGCCACCAUCCCACCUCCAGCAUUUCAGCUGUAGACAAAGUAGUUCUCGC
Messenger RNA from Tilletiaria anomala UBC 951, 5750 nucleotides. RefSeq lists its product as uncharacterized. The record is from RefSeq and is a predicted model, not a curated record. The transcript has 4 exons. Gene Ontology annotation, cellular component: RZZ complex. Gene Ontology annotation, biological process: endoplasmic reticulum to Golgi vesicle-mediated transport; mitotic spindle assembly checkpoint signaling. NCBI's taxonomy places the organism in Eukaryota, Fungi, Basidiomycota, Exobasidiomycetes, Georgefischeriales, Tilletiariaceae. The coding region runs from base 50 to 5665 and encodes 1871 amino acids.